This is a messenger RNA of Symbiodinium sp. CCMP2592, 1014 nucleotides long. Lineage: Eukaryota; Dinophyceae; Suessiales; Symbiodiniaceae. The record is from the annotation of a GenBank genome assembly.
AUGUCGCAGAAAGAUGCCGAUGCUGUUGCCAUGGUCCAGACGGGGGUCGUCGACAUGUCGGCUGACCGGCUGAAGACCAUCCUUUCCCUGAAGCAGGUCUGCUCCCGCCAAGAAGAAGAGCUCUUCCAAAAGUUUGCCCCGUGCUUACAUGCUGAUUUCUCACAUCCUCGCGAGAUUUCUCACUGUAUGGAAAAGUUGACUCCCAGGUUCUGUGGUGCGAAGGAAACGGCUUCCAAGCCGGAAGCGAAGCAGGAGGAUGGCAAGGCGGCGGAGCCAUCCGUCCGCCACGACUCGAAGGGCCCGGCGAGCCCUGCCAAAAAAGGGCGAACAGCCCAGGUCAAGUUGCAGGAGCGAGAGAAGAAGGCUGGGAAGCCUGACAAGGCGCAGACGACAAAGCACUACAUGUUUUGCUCACUGCUCUCGAAGCCGAACAUGCAGCAAGCCGUGAAUUGCUCACUGCUCUCGAAGCCGAACAUGCAGCAAGCCGUGAAUCACAUGCUGAAGCUGAUGAAUCCCAGUGUGACGUACACGUCUUUCGAGAUCGUGUAUGCCCCGCAACGGGGCGCGGCCGGGAUGCAAGCUGGCAUUCCCUCGGCUUCACGGCCCAUGUACGUGGUGGCUCCAAUGCCCGCCGCCGAAGGCCAGGAAAUGCUUCAUUCGCCUAGAACAGUGCCAUCUGAUGCUCAGCUGUACAUGUUUCAUGUGGCAGGAGCCGCAGGGCCGCAGCUAUGGACCUACCUCUCCUCCUGCAAGGACUCUGCUGUGAACACUCUGAAUGCUGGCAAAAUGGUGACGGUCGACAGCCGGCUGCCGUGGACAUGGGUGGCGGCCAAUUCCCCUCGGCUUUGCAUCAUCUUACGCCAUGCCGGUGCAGGUGCUUUCAAGAUGGGGGAGGUGCAGAGGGCCCUCGCUGGUGCCGGCUUCCCGAAGGCCGGUCCAGAUGUGAGGAUGAUGACGCUUCCAGAGGCAAUGGCAUCCGGCCCCAGGCUCAUGAAACUCGGUGGCAUUAACUAG